Messenger RNA from Grus americana (Whooping crane), 1110 nucleotides. Its product is annotated as potassium channel subfamily K member 16-like. Lineage: Eukaryota; Metazoa; Chordata; Aves; Gruiformes; Gruidae. The record is from RefSeq and is a predicted model, not a curated record. The transcript is spliced from 5 exons. Gene Ontology annotation, cellular component: membrane. The coding region runs from base 226 to 1110 and encodes 294 amino acids. Gene Ontology annotation, biological process: potassium ion transmembrane transport; stabilization of membrane potential. Gene Ontology annotation, molecular function: potassium ion leak channel activity.
UUAAGCCAUAAAUGGUCUCCCUUUAUUUUGGAUAGAGAAAAGAUGUGGAGGGUUAAAAUUUGCCUGUUAGUCUCAUUUUGUAUAGGCCUGAUAGCCGUAUAUUCUGUUAAAAAAUUCUCCAGGGCAGGAGCUGGGAACGUGGGUGUGUGAUUCCUGGGUAGCACGCGUCUUGGGACAGUAACCUAUUACGUACUGAGCAGGGACUGGCAGCAGCAGAGCAGCAGCAUGCCCAUCCUCACCGUACACAACCGGCAGAUCAGCUGGACUCCGCUGCUGGUACUGGGGUAUCUCUUUUACCUCCUCCUGGGUGCCAUGGUGUUCCAGCUGCUGGAAAAGCAGGCAGAGACCCACUUUCGGGACCAGUUCCAGCUGGAGAAGCUCAAGUUCCUGCAGAACUACACAUGCUUGGACAGGCAAGCCCUGGAGCAGUUUGUACAGGUCCUCAUGGAAGCAUGGGAAAAAGGGGUCAACCCAGAAGGAAACUCUACAAAUCCCAGUAACUGGGACUUCAGCAACUCCUUCUUUUUUGCAGGAACUGUUGUCACCACUAUAGGUUAUGGUAACCUAUCCCCCAGCACAGUGGCAGGGCAGAUCUUCUGUGUGUUUUAUGCCUUAUUCGGCGUGCCCCUCAACCUGGCCUUCCUUAAUCAGUUGGGGAAAGGCCUCAAUGCUCAUCUGAUUACCCUGGAAAGAUGGGUGCAAAAGCCAGGCCGUGCCCAGGUGGUUCAAACACUGGCAGCGGCCAUCUUCCUGACCACUGGGACCUUGCUUUUUCUAGUGUUCCCACCACUGGUCUUCAGUUACGUAGAAGGCUGGAGCUAUGGAGAAGGCUUUUACUUCACCUUCAUCACCCUGAGCACCAUUGGAUUUGGGGACUAUGUAGUAGGCACAAACCCCAACAAGCACUAUAUCCCAGUAUACCGGAGCCUAACUGCGAUUUGGAUUGUUUUUGGCUUGGCCUGGCUGGCUCUGGUCUUCAACGUGGGAGCUGACUUGAUGGAAAAAUUCCUUCAGCUAAAGUGGUACAAGCCUGACUUAAGCUUGGCAGAAGGAGCGACCACCAAAUUGGAAGAUGAACCUGAGCAGCCUAGAAUCCACAUCCCUAGCUGA